Leptopilina heterotoma is the source of this 1389-nucleotide messenger RNA. RefSeq names its product SH3 domain-containing protein C23A1.17-like. NCBI's taxonomy places the organism in Eukaryota, Metazoa, Arthropoda, Insecta, Hymenoptera, Figitidae. The transcript is spliced from 2 exons. The coding region runs from base 1 to 1389 and encodes 462 amino acids. The record is from RefSeq and is a predicted model, not a curated record.
AUGGGACAACACCGAAGUGAGAGGCAGUUACUGAGGAAUCGGGCCCGCGGCUGGAAAAUCCAGGCGUACAAAAAGCAGCAAAAGUUACUCCGCCGAUUGGAGAAGGCCUCCAACUCUGUGACCUCAAUCACGGGCAUCAAGGCAUAUUUUACCGGCCAGGGAGCACCAUCAUCGGAACCAGUCCACAGUCCCACGGCCCCAAUCCAGGUCGCCCAAGAGUACCUCACUAGCCUGGGAGCGUCGUAUUCAGAGACAGCUCUCAAUCUCCUGGCCCCAAUCGAGGUCGUCAGAGGAUACGUCGCCGAACAGGGAGCGCAGUUUUCAGGACCAGCCUCCAAUCCCUCGGCUCCCAUCGAGGUUGACCAGGCGACCCCGAUUACCAACCCAGGAGGGUCAUCUUGGGGACCAAUAGUCGAGACUCCCGCUGUCCUCCAGGAACUCGAGGCCCUGCUGCAGGAGCUUGACAGACAGCCCUACGUAGCUCCAUCCCCGUUACUGAAGUUGACACCAGAGAAGAGACAAACGGUAACGGUGCGACCGAACCGCCCCCGGCUCAUCGCUCCACGCCCUGACAAGGAUAUCAGGGAAAGGGCCCUCGACGUGCCCCACACAGGCCCUUUAGCGACUUCAGGCGCACCACCUACCCGAAGACUGCCCCAGAUCCGGAGCAUCGAGACGAGACCUGCCCAGGGCCGGAUUACUCUCGUUAAGGGACCCCCGAAUGUCUCGCUACCACAGCCGGCCCCCACUACGCCGGCUCCACCUAUAAGGUCAGCGAGACACCCCGUGUCGAAGGCCCCUGCCACCGGACCUCCAGAGAACUCAGGCCAGCCGCUCGUCAGGGAGACUCCCCGGAUUGAGAAUAUCGGGGUAAGACCUACCCGGAGCUCGAUUACACCCUUCGGAGGACUUCCGAGCGUUCCACCUCCACCACCGGUUCCACGGGCAUUGACCCCGCUCGUAAGUCUAGCCGUGGAUCUAGCCCUGUCAUCCGACAGCGACGACGACAUAAUCAGGACCUUGCCGUCUUCGACCCCUAAACGGGCCCUGGAUCUGCCCAUCUUAGUGGAUGAGGAGACCGACAAAGAGAAUCGGCGACCUCGGCCCCUGUUAGGAUACACUAUCCCGAAGAAGACCGACUCCCUUCGGCCGACCAACGGUUCCUCAGCUUUCUCCCGACUUGGACCAUCACCAGCGCAUAAACAGGUUUUGGGCUUAUCCGUCUUACUGGACGACUCUGAACCCAAGUCACGAAGCAGGCCCACCGUCCAGCGAACGACCCGCUUCGCUCCCGUGCAGAAAAACGCCACAUUCGAGCGGUUAAAAAGGCUUGCCGGACGGGCCCCACCGGCGCGGUCAAGGGCGACUCAACGUCAGCCCCGUCAUUGA